CCGCUCCGCGCCCGCCCGCGGCGCGCUGAGCCCGCAGUCCGGGCAGGCGGGAAGUCGCCAGGCCUAAAAAAGCGGGACAGCGCCCGGCGCCGCUCCCGCCGUUAGCCCCUUGCCCGUGGCGAAUCUACCGCGGCGAAUGUGGGGCCGGGCCGGCGGGGACCGCCUGGGAGCGGCCGCGGGGCCGGUAAAGGCUGGGACGACUCCGGCGGAGGUCGAGCGGCCCGUGGGGCUCGGGGCGCCCGGCAAGGGCAGCGCUCGCCGGGGCUGCGAGACCGCCCGCCGGGCUGCUCGCGGCUCGUGUCUGCCGCGCCCCGCUGAGGGUGACUGGGGACGGCUCCAGCUCCCUCUCUGCCACGGGAGGUGAAUUCCUGUCAGCGCCAGGCAGAGUUGUCGGCUCCGCUGUGAGUCGACCUGACUGCCAGUGUAUUUAAAAGCAGAAAAAGAAAAGUUAAAAGGUGAAGCCUCUGGGAAAGCCCUGUCAGAGAGGAGCCCCAGGGGACGCCCCUGGCCGUCAGCCAUGGCCGUACCUAUCGCGGUUCUUGACUGCGACCUCUUGCUCUAUGGCCGCGGACACAGGACUUUGGAUCGCUUCAAGCUGGAGGAUGUCACGGAUGAGUAUCUCGUAUCCACGUAUGGCUUUCCCCGACAGUUCAUUUGCUACCUGGUGGAUCUCCUGGGAACCACUCUCUCACGCCCUACACAGCGGUCCAGGGCCAUCAGUCCAGAGACGCAAAUCCUUGCUGCGUUGGGUUUCUAUACCUCUGGCUCCUUCCAGACUCGCAUGGGGGAUGCUAUUGGCAUUAGCCAAGCCUCGAUGAGCCGCUGCGUUGCCAAUGUAACUGAGGCACUGGUGGAAAGAGCCUCACAGUUCAUUCACUUUCCUAAAGAUGAAGCUACUGUACAGACCCUGAAGGAUGACUUUUAUGGGCUGGCAGGAAUGCCGGGAGUGCUGGGGGUGGUUGACUGCACUCACGUGGCAAUCAAAGCGCCAAAUGCUGAGGACUUGUCCUAUGUGAACCGAAAGGGUCUCCAUUCCCUGAACUGCCUCAUGGUGUGUGAUUCCAGAGGAGUCCUCCUUAGUGCUGAAACGCACUGGCCAGGCAGCCUGCCUGACUGCGCAGUGUUAGAGCAGGCAGCCCUCACAAGCCAGUUUGAAACUGAGCUACAUAAAGAUGGCUGGCUACUUGGUGACAGCUCCUUCUUGCUCCGGACGUGGUUGAUGACCCCUCUGCACAUUCCCGAGACGCCUGCAGAGUACCGCUACAACAUGGCCCAUUCUGCCACUCACAACGUCAUUGAGCGCACGUUCAGAACCAUUCGGGCGCGGUUCCGCUGCCUCGACGGCUCCAAAGGCACUCUGCAGUAUUCUCCAGAGAAGUCCAGCCACAUCAUUCUGGCCUGCUGCGUGCUUCAUAACAUCUCCCUGCAACAUGGGCUGGACGUGUGGUCUGCACCAGCCACAGGACACAUGGAACAGUCGGAAGAAGAAUACGAUCAAAUGGAAUCAGUGGACUCGGAAGCCUGUCGUGUUCGUCAGGAACUCUUACUUACUCAUUUUAGCUAAUGUUCUGACAGAGAGAAGGCUUUUAACAGUUCAUCUGGGAAGUUAUCUAGAGCAAAUAUGCCCCUUCAUCUUCUUUAAGCCUGUAAAGACUUAAGCAGAUGUGAGAUGAGAAGUAAUAUACUCUCUUCAUUUCAGGCAAAUUUCUGAACUUCUCUCAGUCUCUCCAGAGGUUCAGUUUAAUUGGUACAUUUUUGCUGUCAUGAUGUUUACAGGCCCCCAUUCACCUGACUUAGAGAACAACGACUAAUGUGACAACAGUGGGAAAAUUAGGGAAAUUGUCUUUUAUAGUGAUGGAAAAUCUGUAAACCUAGCAGUGUUUUACAAAGCAACAAUUUUAUUCCACUGUGUAACUCAAAACACUUAUGAUUGAUUUUUUUAAACAGUAUUUUGCACAAAUUAAAUUUCCACAUGAG
Messenger RNA from Motacilla alba alba, 1977 nucleotides. RefSeq names its product harbinger transposase derived 1 (gene HARBI1). The transcript has 3 exons. The record is from RefSeq and is a predicted model, not a curated record. Lineage: Eukaryota; Metazoa; Chordata; Aves; Passeriformes; Motacillidae. The coding region runs from base 518 to 1564 and encodes 348 amino acids.